This is a messenger RNA of Oxyura jamaicensis (ruddy duck), 640 nucleotides long. RefSeq names its product chromosome 2 C5orf49 homolog (gene CFAP90). The transcript has 3 exons. The record is from RefSeq and is a predicted model, not a curated record. NCBI's taxonomy places the organism in Eukaryota, Metazoa, Chordata, Aves, Anseriformes, Anatidae. The coding region runs from base 16 to 516 and encodes 166 amino acids.
CGUGCCCUCCCCGCCAUGGCAGAGCGUUACCGGGUAACACUGGCAGGCAACAUGGCAGCCCCCGCCCCAGUGGGGACAGGAGAGCACAGAAGGGAUGAGGAGGAAGGCAGGGUGGGAUGGAGGCGCCAGCCUCCCAUCUCCUCCUUGUCUGCCUUCAGCUACAUCCCGCCUAGGCGAGACGGCCCCGCGAAGCUCAGCUACUUCCACCGAGAGGCCCAGGCAGGAGGGGUUUCCACUUAUGAUUCCAUUUUUAAAAGACCAGAGGGUUACAACAAAAAACUUCACCGAUGUGACAGAGAACACUCGAAGAGUCAUGGUCUUCACAUUAACGAUGAGGAAAUGGCAAGACCUGUCGCUGUUUUGUCGUCUUCAGAGUAUGGGAGGCGCAUAAAUAAGCCCACAGAGCAGCCGAUGAAAGGUCAUGCAAGGAUUAAUCAUGUGCAGGCAGAAUUCUACAGGAAAAACGGCAUCACCUGCCUAUUGGAAAAACCUUCUCCAAGCCUGGAUCCGUGCUAAAUCUCUUGUAUCUGGCAUUGCCAGAAACAUCUAUGUGGAAAAACAAACAAACAAAACUCAUGUCAAAAAGCAAAAUUGUGCUUUUGUCUUUUCCUCUGUGUUUUAAUUAAUGAAAAUGUUUUGG